Molecule: messenger RNA, 1572 nt
Organism: Thalassophryne amazonica
Lineage: Eukaryota; Metazoa; Chordata; Actinopteri; Batrachoidiformes; Batrachoididae
Product: serine/threonine-protein kinase SBK1-like
Exons: 3
Coding region: 97-1284 (395 amino acids)
Biological process (GO): peptidyl-serine phosphorylation; peptidyl-threonine phosphorylation
Molecular function (GO): ATP binding; protein serine/threonine kinase activity
Source: RefSeq, a predicted model, not a curated record
UAGUGACCCGUGCUUUCCUUCCCGCUCCUCUUUGUGUCCCACAGGAACCUCGGUCUCCAGAGCGGCCCCCUGCCCCAGACGACCCUCACCACAACAAUGAACUCCUCCCAUCUCAGCUCCCGCACAGCCGGCGAUUUCCUGGAAGAACUGCAGCUAAUCGCUGCACAGAACCUGGAAAAACUGGACAUCAACAAAUAUUAUGAAGUGAUCCGAGAACUGGGCAAAGGCACCUAUGGCAAAGUGGACCUGGUCAUCCACAAAAUCAGAGGCUCCAAGAUGGCGCUGAAGUUCUUGAGGAAGAAGACGACCAAGCUGAAGAGCUUCCUGAGAGAGUACAGCGUGUCUCUGUACGUGUCGCCCUGCCCCUUCAUCAUCAACAUGUACGGCAUCGCCUUCGAAACCGACGACUACUACGUCUUCGCUCAGGAGUUUGCUCCAGCAGGAGACCUGUUUGACAUCAUCCCUCCUCAGGUGGGACUCCCUGAGGCUGUGGCUAAGCGCUGCGUCCACCAGGUGGCCAUAGCUCUGGACUAUCUGCACUGCAAAAAGCUGGUCCACAGGGACAUCAAGCCGGAGAACGUCCUCAUCUUUGACACAGAGUGUCACAAGGUCAAGCUGUCGGAUUUUGGCAUGACACGGCGCGCCGGCUCCCCUGUGAAGCGCGUGAGUGGCACUAUACCCUACACAGCGCCUGAACUGUGUGACACUAUGCGACAUGAGGGCUUCUGCGUGGACUACAGCACUGAUGUGUGGGCGUUUGGCGUGUUGCUCUUCUGCAUGCUGACGGGCAACUUUCCCUGGGAGAAGGCCAUGCCCAGUGACGCCUUCUACGAAGAGUUUGUAUGCUGGCAGCAUUGCCAGAUGGUCACAAUACCGUCACAGUGGCGUCGCUUCACUGACGAAGCCCUGAGGAUGUUCCGUAGACUGCUCUCGGUAGAGCAGGAACGCCGUUGCUCUGUCAAAGAGGUCUUCGGCUAUUUCAGUGAGUUCUGGAUGCUGGACACGGAGAAUGGAAACAGCAGCAGCGCGGGCUUGGUGAGCAGUGCACCACCUGUAGACAUCAGCUCAUCCUCCUCCGAGGAGGACGCGCUGGUGGACAGACUGAAGCAGCAGACCCUGUCACCCGCCUGUGUGGUGGCGAAGGGGAGCAUCAUGAUGGACACUUAUUCUUCCACGUCCACAAACAGCUCGCCGUCCUCCACCAGCAGCUUUGUGCGCGUUAAUCACGAAAACCAUGAACGAGGCCGCGUUGUAGUCGCUACCCCUAUUGAAAUCUGUGUGUAGAAGCAGUGGACAUCACCUUACGGGGGACCAGUGAGAAGGAAUAUUUCUCCGAGGGAGAAAGGAGAAACGUGAGGAUGGAAGGAAAGAUGGAAGUGUGAGAGGUGACUGGUGUCGGGGACGUUGAUGCUCCAUCGAGCGUCACAGCGGUUUUUCUUGUUUCCGCUGAAGGUGCACUCUGAUAACAUGAGACAGUCAAACCGGAGUCUCUGAUCUGUGGUUUAGAAUCGAGAAACCUGGAGAAGUGGAAAAGAAAAAACUUCUCACGAGCAACACAGUCAAAUGUCGAAU